UCCGGCCGCGGGGGCGCACGCGCGAGGGCGCCGCCAUGCUGCUGUUCUGCCCGGGCUGCGGGAACGGGCUGAUCGUGGAGGAGGGGCAGCGCUGCCACCGCUUCGCCUGCAACACCUGCCCCUACGUGCACAACAUCACCCGCAAGGUCACAAACCGGAAGUAUCCGAAGCUGAAAGAAGUAGACGACGUGCUUGGGGGAGCGGCCGCCUGGGAGAAUGUCGACUCCACUGCAGAGCCAUGUCCCAAGUGCGAACAUCCUCGUGCUUACUUCAUGCAGCUUCAGACGCGCUCUGCAGACGAGCCCAUGACCACCUUCUACAAGUGCUGCAGCCCCCAGUGCGGGCACCGCUGGAGGGACUAGGGCUGCGCUGGCCCAGCUGUGCCGGUCCCCAGGGUGGACUCCUGGCAAGGACUGUGAGCUGUGUGUCCUAGGGUCUUCGCUGGUGUGGCAGAGAGCAAGCCCUCCUGAGGGCAGGGCCAGGGUGUCAGGAACGUCGCCCUUCUGUGGAUGAAGUCAUCAGGGGCCAGAGAGUCCUUGUGGGCGAGGAAGAGACCCUGGCUGUGCACUCCGCUGGGGGAGGAGACCCUGGCUGUGCGCUCCGCUGGGGGAGGAGACCCUGGCUGUGUGCUCUGCUCCAGGAGGGACCCUCGCUGUGUUCUCUCUGCUUGGGACGAGACCCUGGCUGUGCGCUCCGCUGGGGGAGGAGACCCUCGCUGUGCGCUCCGCUGGGGGAGGAGACCCUGGCUGUGCGCUCCGCUGGGGGAGGAGGCCCUGGCUGUGUGCUCUGCUGGGGGAGGAGACCCUGGCUGUGCGCUCCGCUGGGGGAGGAGACCCUGGCUGUGUGCUCUGCUCCAGGAGGGACCCUCGCUGUGUUCUCUCUGCUCGGGACGAGACCCUCGCUGUGUGCUCUCUGCUCGGGACGAGACCCUCGCUGUGCGCUCUGCUUCAGGUUCACUCUGCUCCUCUUCCAGAGCCCUUCAGUACUGACACUGUCUGCACAGCUCAACCCAUGACAUGUCCCUGCCUAUGUAACUGCUAAUUGCAAGCUUAUUUAACCAAAAUUUAUUUGGCAUCUUGUACAAAAAGGAAAAGUCUAAUAAUGCCUUCUCAGUGUUUUACAUACCUUCAUAGCAAACCUUCAAGUUCAGUGACCUCAAACUGACUGCUCUACCUGGGAUUAAACAGCACGAAAUGAGACAGCCUGGCCUUCCACUUCUUUAUCCUUCCUGUUCUUACUCAUUGUUUUCCUGUUUGAGCCUUCCUCAAUUUGCUUCCUAGGGUUGCAAUAAAUGUAUCAGGUUCUGUGUACACUUUA
Messenger RNA from Lepus europaeus (European hare), 1317 nucleotides. RefSeq names its product DNA-directed RNA polymerase III subunit RPC10. Lineage: Eukaryota; Metazoa; Chordata; Mammalia; Lagomorpha; Leporidae. Gene Ontology annotation, biological process: DNA-templated transcription; termination of RNA polymerase III transcription. The transcript has 3 exons. Gene Ontology annotation, cellular component: RNA polymerase III complex. The record is from RefSeq and is a predicted model, not a curated record. Gene Ontology annotation, molecular function: zinc ion binding; nucleic acid binding; DNA-directed RNA polymerase activity. The coding region runs from base 36 to 362 and encodes 108 amino acids.